This is a messenger RNA of Bubalus bubalis (water buffalo), 3952 nucleotides long. It is a transcript of the gene CAMK2B, whose product is annotated as calcium/calmodulin dependent protein kinase II beta. Gene Ontology annotation, molecular function: calmodulin binding; ATP binding; calcium/calmodulin-dependent protein kinase activity. The transcript is spliced from 24 exons. The coding region runs from base 151 to 2091 and encodes 646 amino acids. Gene Ontology annotation, biological process: protein phosphorylation. The record is from RefSeq and is a predicted model, not a curated record. Gene Ontology annotation, cellular component: neuron projection; cytoplasm. Lineage: Eukaryota; Metazoa; Chordata; Mammalia; Artiodactyla; Bovidae.
CGGCGCAGCCCAGCCCGGCCCCCGCUCGGCGCCGCGAGCCGAGGUGUCGCCCGCGCCCGCGCCCGUGUCGCCGCCGUGCCCGCGAGCGGGAGCCGGAGUCGCCGCCGCCCGAGCGCAGCAGAGCGCACGCCGAGCCCGUCCGUCGCCGCCAUGGCCACCACGGUGACUUGCACCCGCUUCACCGACGAGUACCAGCUCUACGAGGAUAUUGGCAAGGGGGCUUUUUCUGUGGUCCGUCGCUGUGUCAAGCUCUGCACCGGCCAUGAGUAUGCGGCCAAGAUCAUCAACACCAAGAAGCUGUCAGCCAGAGAUCACCAGAAGCUGGAGAGAGAGGCUCGAAUCUGCCGUCUCCUGAAGCAUUCCAACAUUGUGCGCCUCCAUGACAGCAUCUCCGAGGAAGGUUUCCACUACCUGGUCUUCGAUCUGGUCACUGGUGGGGAGCUCUUUGAGGACAUUGUGGCGAGAGAGUACUACAGUGAGGCGGAUGCCAGUCACUGCAUCCAGCAGAUCCUGGAGGCGGUUCUCCACUGCCACCAAAUGGGGGUCGUCCACAGGGACCUCAAGCCCGAGAACCUGCUCCUGGCCAGCAAGUGCAAAGGGGCUGCGGUGAAGCUGGCGGACUUCGGCCUGGCCAUCGAGGUGCAGGGGGACCAGCAGGCGUGGUUUGGGUUCGCUGGCACGCCGGGCUACCUGUCUCCAGAGGUCCUGCGCAAGGAGGCGUACGGCAAGCCGGUGGACAUCUGGGCGUGCGGGGUGAUCCUGUACAUCCUGCUCGUGGGCUACCCACCCUUCUGGGACGAGGACCAGCACAAGCUGUACCAGCAGAUCAAGGCCGGGGCCUACGAUUUCCCGUCCCCUGAGUGGGACACGGUCACUCCCGAAGCCAAAAACCUCAUUAACCAGAUGUUGACCAUCAACCCCGCCAAGCGCAUCACGGCACACGAGGCACUGAAACACCCAUGGGUCUGCCAACGCUCCACUGUGGCCUCCAUGAUGCACAGGCAGGAGACCGUGGAGUGCCUGAAAAAAUUCAAUGCUCGGAGGAAGCUCAAGGGUGCGAUCCUCACCACCAUGCUGGCCACACGGAAUUUCUCAGUGGGCAGACAGACCACCGCUCCGGCCACAAUGUCCACCGCGGCCUCCGGCGCCACCAUGGGGCUGGUGGAACAAGCAGCCAAGAGUUUACUCAACAAGAAAGCAGAUGGAGUUAAGCCCCAGACGAAUAGCACCAAGAACAGUGCUGCUGCCACCAGCCCCAAGGGGACGCUUCCUCCAGCCGCCUUGGAGCCUCAAACCACCGUCAUUCAUAACCCCGUGGACGGGAUCAAGGAGUCAUCUGACAGCACCCACACCACCAUAGAGGAUGAAGACACAAAAGCCCCCAGGGUCCCUGACAUCCUGAGCUCCAUGAGGAGGGGCUCGGGGACCCCAGAAGCCGAGGGCUCCCCGCCCUGCCCGUCUCCGGCUCCCAUUAGCCCCCUGCCCGCCCCAUCCCCCAGGAUCUCUGACAUCCUGAGCUCCGUGAGGAGGGGCUCGGGGACCCCAGAAGCCGAGGGGCCCCUGCCCACCCCAUCCCCCAGGAUCUCUGACAUCCUGAACACGGUGAGGAGGGGUUCGGGGACCCCAGAAGCCCAGGGCCCCCCACCCUGCCCGUCUCCGGCUCUCCCAGGCCCCCCACUCACCCCGUCGCGGAAGCAGGAGAUCAUCAAGAUCACGGAGCAGCUCAUCGAGGCUGUCAAUAAUGGCGACUUCGAGGCCUACGCGAAAAUCUGCGACCCAGGCCUGACCUCGUUUGAGCCUGAAGCCCUGGGCAACCUGGUUGAAGGGAUGGACUUCCACAGAUUCUACUUCGAGAACUUGCUCGCCAAGAACAGCAAGCCGAUCCACACAACCAUCCUGAACCCGCACGUGCACGUCAUCGGCGAGGACGCCGCCUGCAUCGCCUACAUCCGCCUCACGCAGUAUAUCGACGGGCAAGGCCGGCCCCGCACCAGCCAGUCCGAGGAGACCCGUGUGUGGCAUCGCCGAGAUGGCAAGUGGCAGAACGUGCACUUCCACUGCUCGGGGGCGCCCGUGGCCCCGCUGCAGUGAAGAGCCACUGCGGCUGGUUUCACCACGGGACAGACUCGGUGUUUGGAGCCCAGCUGCCCUCGGGCACACGGCCUGCCUGUCGCAUGUUUGUGUCUGCCUCGUUCCUCCCCUGGUGCCUGUGUCUGCAGAAAACCAAGACCAGAUGUGAUUUCUUUUUAAAAACAAGAUGACAACAACAACCACACACACAAAAUUGACGUCGAUGAAGCGGAAAAAAAAACUAAACAAGGGAAAAAGCUGUAAAAAUCACUGGCAUUUGUGGGGCUUCGAACCUUCCGGCCGCACCCCACCCAAGCUCCACGUGUCCAUCCACUCCUGGCCUCCUCCAGGGACUGGCCGGGGGAAUGAACUUGUCCACCAGGGCCUGCCGCCCGAGGAACAGUGUUUGCUAGGUGGUGCCCACCCCCCAAAAAGUCUGCAUCCUCCCUGCCGUGCAUGGCUCCUGGUCAGGAGUGUCAGGUGUUGUCGGGGGAGGGCUUGGGGGGGUGGCAAGGGGGCCCAAGCACGGCUGACUUCCCUCCCACUUCCCUUCCCUCCUCUCUUCCCUGAGAAGGUGUGGAUGUGGGCUCCCCGUGUUCCCAGCAUGGGUGAGCAGUGCAGAGGCUGGGCCAGCCUCUCUGGGAGGAUACUGAGCCAUCCAAGGAGGCUCAGGGAUCCAGCUCUGGCCCAGUCGGGGCCAGGGAGGUGCACUGGGGGAGGGGUUGCAGAGAGGCACACCUUAGUUUCAGAUCUCACACCUGGCGGGAGACAUGGGCGAGGACAGUGCUGGCAGUAGCCCGCUGAGGAAGGGAACCCCUGGGCUGGCCUCUCUUCUGCUUGGGUACCUCUCCGUCUUUGCCCACCUUCUCCCCCGUCCCCAUGUGGGUGUGAGGCAGAAAGGAGAGAGGGGUCAGAGGUGGGCGGGUGUUUCUGGCUUCCAGGUUGAGGCAGGGGCCAGGCAAGUGUUUGCUGAAGAGGCUGCACUUUUAGAGUUUGGGCCAGAGCAGCAGGGAGCAGAGGGCUGCACUGAGCUGCGAGCGACAGGGACCCUGGGGUGGGGAGGUGGGUCCCCCUGUGUGCUGGUGGGCACUCUGGUGAGCCUCUGGGAUGGGCCGCAUGGUCAGGUGGUGGCAGAGAGAGCCAAGUGUUUGGCCUGGCAUGGGGGUGGGUAUAACCUGGCCUCCUGGGCUGUACUUGGGGGGUGGUCAGGGGUCAUGAUCCCAGAGGUGCAGGACGCACCCCCCCACCCCAAUAUCUGCCCCUUCAACUCAUGUUGUUUUCAACAAGGAUUUUCUUUAUCUUCCCCCUACACAAGCCAAGGGAGGGGCCCAGAGUGGGGCACAGGACACAGGAUGCUGGUCUCCAAGGGGGACUGUCCAUGGACAGACACUCAGAGUGGAUGCUCACCUGCCUGUCUGCGGCUGUGCUCAGGACAGCCGUCCCCACCCAUGGACAUAGGGUAAACAUCUGCAGGGCUCCCUGGGCCUUGGGCAGCGGCAGGGUUCGCCGUGGACAGCGUGCGGCCCAGCUGCCCUCACCUCCUGGGGCCUCCUCCUCUCCUCUCCCUGCUCACCCGUUCUCUCCAGGGAGCUGCCUGUCUGGGAUAAUUUGGGGAUUUUUUUUUUUUUUCUGGGGGAGAGUUCUUUUGCAUGACCCCUCAUGAGCAAGCCACACCCGCUCCUCUAGCUAGAUGUCCGCGGUGUGGCGGCGUCGGCCGGCCCGCCCUGCAGAGGGUCGGCUGCCCACGGUGCUGGCCGGCCUUUCCUCUUCUCUCUUUUUGCUGAGUUUCAUUGUCUUUUCUUUCUGAGCCUUGUAAGUGUACAAAAUUAUUAUUUUGUUCUGUCUCGGGAAACUGCAAAUAAAUGGAAAACAGGACAAACUG